UUCCUGUUUUCACUUGUCCCAGUAAAUCAUUCGAUGGAGGCGUUCCUUACGUCUUAGUUCACGGCGAUAACAAGUUUAAUUGUUAUUCACGUUGAUCCAAACUCCACACAAUGUCUUCCACCGGCGGCAUUCAGAUCCCCAGCCGGCUGCCUUUGCUGUGCACUCAUGAUGGAGUGCUUUUACCCGGCUCGACCGUGAGAAUCAGCGUGGAUACGGCGAGAAACAUGCAGUUAGUGAAGAGCAGAUUGCUGAAAGGCACCUCGCUUAAAAGCACCAUCAUCGGGGUCAUUCCCAACACCAGAGACCCCGAAGAAGACAGCGAUGAGCUCCCGUCAUUACACAGUAUUGGCACAGCUGGACUAGCGGUGCAGGUCGUGGGAAGUAACUGGCCGAAACCGCACUACACGCUGCUCAUUACAGGUCUAUGUCGCUUUCGUGUGACCCAGCUAGUAAGGGAAAGGCCCUUUCCUCUGGCCGAGGUGGAACAACUUGACAAACUGGAGCAGUACACAGAGGGAUUUCAAGCAGAUAAUGAACUGGGGGAACUGUCACAGAGGUUCUAUCAGGCUGCUGUACAGCUGGUUGGGAUGUUGGAUAUGUCAGUGCCUGUGGUGGCUAAACUCAGACGGUUGUUGGACAGUUUACCUAGAGAAACCCUGCCUGAUGUCUUGGCCUCCAUGAUCCGCACUUCCAACAAAGAGAAACUGCAGGUGCUGGAUGCCUUGGAUUUAGAGGAACGGUUUAAGAAGGCUCUUCCUCUGCUCACCAGACAAAUUGAGGGACUCAAGCUGUUACAGAAGACCCGUAAACUCAGACCUGAUGAUGACAAGAGAGUGCUGUCCAUCCGUAAAGGCGGUGUGUUUCCCGGCCGUCAGUUCUCUCUGGAGGAGGAAGGCGACGAUGAGGAUGGUGAUGAUACGGCUUCACUGGAGAGGAAGGUCAAAGCUGCAUCUAUGCCAGAGGCUGCACUGCGUGUUUGUCUGAAGGAGCUUAGGCGAUUAAAAAAGAUGCCACAGUCCAUGCCAGAGUAUGCGCUGACCCGCAACUACCUGGAGAUGAUGAUUGAACUUCCCUGGAGCAAGAGCACCACAGAUUGCUUGGACAUCCGGGCAGCACGGGUUCUUUUGGAUAAUGAUCACUACGCCAUGGAGAAGCUAAAGAGAAGGGUGUUAGAGUAUCUGGCUGUCCGGCAGCUCAAGAGUUCCCUUAAGGGUCCCAUACUGUGUUUUGUGGGACCCCCUGGUGUGGGAAAGACCAGCGUUGGCCGCUCUGUCGCCCGCACGUUGGGCCGAGAGUUUCACCGCAUUGCCUUGGGAGGAGUCUGCGACCAGUCGGACAUACGUGGCCACAGGCGCACGUACGUUGGUAGCAUGCCUGGCCGCAUCAUAAACGGACUGAAAACUGUUGGUGUAAACAAUCCUGUCUUUUUACUGGACGAGGUGGACAAACUGGGGAAGAGCCUGCAGGGAGACCCUGCCGCCGCCCUGCUGGAGGUUCUGGACCCGGAGCAGAACCACAGCUUCACUGAUCAUUAUCUCAACGUGCCUUUUGAUCUCUCGCAAGUCCUUUUUAUCGCCACGGCCAACACCACUGCGACAAUCCCCCCUGCCUUGCUGGACAGAAUGGAGGUCCUCCAGGUGCCAGGCUACACCCAGGAAGAGAAGGUGGAAAUCGCCCAUCGGCACAUGAUGGCUCAUCAGCUGGAUCAGCAUGGACUGAGCCCACAACAGCUCCAGAUCCCUCAGGACACCACAGUGGAAAUCAUCAGCAAAUACACGCGAGAGGCGGGCGUGCGGUCUUUGGAGAGGAAGAUCGGGGCCAUCUGUCGGGCUGUGGCUGUAAAGGUCGCUGAAGGUCACAAGGUCUCUAAAGAGGAGUCCCCAACUGAUCCAGGUCAAGACAGCAAGGAAGAGGAUUCUGGGAUUGGGGCUCCUCCAGACAUGCCUAUUGUUAUUGAUCACAUCGCUCUCAAAGAUAUUCUUGGCCCGCCGCUCUUUGAAAUGGAGGUAUCAGGGCGGCUGACUCUACCGGGCGUGGCGAUAGGGCUGGCCUGGACUCCAAUGGGUGGAGAGAUCAUGUUUGUGGAGGCCAGUCGUAUGGAAGGGGAGGGGCAGCUGACCUUAACCGGACAGCUUGGAGAUGUCAUGAAAGAAUCAGCCCAUCUAGCUAUCAGCUGGCUCCGCAGCAAUGCCAAGACUUACAACCUCACUCAUGGCAGCGCUGAUCUUCUGGAGGGUACCGACAUCCACUUACACUUCCCAGCAGGUUCCGUCACUAAGGAUGGACCCUCCGCUGGGGUUACCAUAGUAACAUGCCUGGCCUCUCUGCUGAGCGGGCGGCUGGUGCGCUCUGAUGUGGCCAUGACUGGAGAGAUCACUCUCAGAGGAUUGGUACUGCCGGUGGGAGGUAUAAAAGAUAAAGUCUUGGCAGCUCACCGGGCCAAUCUGAAACGAAUUAUCAUCCCCAAGCGCAAUGAGAAGGACUUGGAGGAGAUACCUGCCAAUGUGCGAGCUGACCUGGAUUUUGUUUUGGCCAGCACUCUCGAUGAAGUAUUAAACGCAGCUUUCGAUGGCGGGUUCCCCUUGGCUGUCAGUCAUCCACAAGUUGCUAGCAAACUUUGAGGCAGUGGUUGCUAGAUAAACUGAUGCACAAAACAGUUGUUUGAGACUUUUCUUUUUUAACACUUAUUAGCACUUCUAGUCUGUGAAUACUAGCCUUUUGGCAAUGAAUCAGACUGAGCAAUUCAGAUCCUCUGUUCUCUCAUUUAAUAACAGAUGACAAUAGAUCCUAUGAUGUGAUUGUUAGUUUCACUUCGUUUGACAGAAGUUGACAUUAUAUAUUCACAUAUUUUUUAAUCUGAUUGUUAAAUGUGAAGCGUAACAGGUUCAAUAAAGCUAACAUGAUAUUUUCAGGAUGCUUAGCGCACUUUAAAUGGUAUUAUUGUGAUAUAUUAUGUGCACGUUAAUUAGAUUUAAUAAAGUUCUUGAUCUCAAUCUACAACAUUUA
Messenger RNA from Triplophysa dalaica, 3006 nucleotides. It is a transcript of the gene lonp2, whose product is annotated as lon peptidase 2, peroxisomal. The record is from RefSeq and is a predicted model, not a curated record. The transcript is spliced from 15 exons. Gene Ontology annotation, biological process: protein processing; protein quality control for misfolded or incompletely synthesized proteins; protein catabolic process. Gene Ontology annotation, molecular function: ATP-dependent peptidase activity; serine-type endopeptidase activity; ATP hydrolysis activity. NCBI's taxonomy places the organism in Eukaryota, Metazoa, Chordata, Actinopteri, Cypriniformes, Nemacheilidae. Bases 111 to 2621 code for a protein of 836 amino acids. Gene Ontology annotation, cellular component: peroxisomal matrix.